This is a messenger RNA of Parascedosporium putredinis, 597 nucleotides long. The record is from the annotation of a GenBank genome assembly. Lineage: Eukaryota; Fungi; Ascomycota; Sordariomycetes; Microascales; Microascaceae.
AUGAUUGCCCGUGUGGAUUUGUGUGUAUUUCAUCCUAUCUCUAUCGGCGGCGUCAUGAAGGCUGCAGUCCAACAUGAGGUUCCCCCGGACUUCUUCGCCCGCAGCAAGACCCUCGUGCCGCAGCGCGCUCUUCACUUCAUCAAGAAGAACUACCCCACCGAGACCUACGUCACGGCCCUGCACUACCUCCUGGACUGCUUCUUCACCCCGCCUCACCCCAACGUCUCCCGCCCUGAAGAGCUCGCCACCACCCUCGCCCGCUGUCCCCGCGACUUUACCGGCAGCGACAAGCAGUACCCUGCUGGAAAUCCCCUCUUCUCCGCCGAGGAGGUCCGCGCUAUCAUGGCGGGUACCGAGACCCCUGAGAUCAAGGAGGCGCUGAAGGCGGCUACUAACUUGGCCAUCUCAAAGAAGGCCUUUGGUGCGCCUUGGCUCGUCGUGGUUGACGCCAACGGCAAGGAGGAGUGCUUCUUUGGGAGCGAUAGGUUUGCGUUUGUGUACAAGUUCCUCGGCUUGCCUUACCAUGACGUUGAACUCUUGCCCCUAGCAGCAAGGGCAAGCUUUAAAAGGGGAGGGGAAAGAUGGGGAAACGGAUAA